AUGAGCGCGACUAAACCGCUAGUGGCUGUUUUGUAUCAGGCUCUGCCGCCACCGAUGUACGGGGGUGUGAGCAAGCCCCCUAAACCAGGAGGUUAUCGUGACUCUGGUGCUGAUAUCGCCUAUACGCUGAGAAAGGGGGGAACCACCGUGUUAACACCAGUGGAGUCGCCUGACCCUUCGAACCAUGAUCAUUGGUGCUUCCCUGAUACUGAAGAGGGGAUUCUCACUGCUAUCAGCAAAGGCGCAACUCAUUUAUGGGCUAACACGGUGCUUUUCGCGGAACAUCCAUUGCAGACGUCUUCACAAUUGACUUCUCAUGAAUUCAUUCGAGUUGUCGGCCAACCACCGCUCUGCGCAGAUCAAUUCGACGACAAGUCGUUUACAAAUGACCUACUUCGCAAACAAGGUGGACUGACACUACCCAAAUCAUGGACUAUCGAUGAUCCUCGUCCUACGGAUCGCAGCGAAGUUGCACAAAAGCAACUCCAAGAUACCCUGGACAAGGUCUUGAGUUCAAUCAACGACAACUACCCCAUUGUCGCAAAACCAGUUCGAGGACGAGGCAGUCAUGGCGUAAAGAUCUGUCGAAAUCCGUCCGAAUUACGCGAACAUGUCAUCUACCUAUUCGAUGAGUCACCUCGCGUAUUGGCUGAAGAAUACUUGAACGGUGAAGAAGGCACGAUAACCAUCUUACCACCAGGGGAACCUAUCCCCGGACUCAAAACAGACCCUACAAAACGCUCGCACAGGUCUCUGCCACCAGUCACCCGCUUCAACCAUGUUGAUGGUAUUGCGCCCUACAGUGGUAAGGUUGCUGUAACUGUGAACUCGCGUGCAGUGACAGCGGCAGAGAUGGAGGCCGAUCCUGCCUAUGGUGAGAUCAUGGAAGAAUGCGCGACUGUAGCAAGUUUAUUGGGAACAACUGCACCGUUGCGCAUUGAUAUUCGGCGAUUUAGAGAAGGCUCAAAAUUUGCCUUGUUCGAUAUCAAUAUGAAGCCGAAUCUCACGGGACCCGGACGUCCCGGCCGUGAAGAUCAAUUGAGUCUUAUGGGCCUUGCGGCGGAGAGUGUAGGUGUUGAUUACCUUGGUUUCCUACAAUAUGUACUUGGGUCUGCGCCGGAGUUGGGUGAACUUCGUAAUUACAGCAGUCCAUUGCUUCAAGCAGCGUGA
Penicillium angulare is the source of this 1170-nucleotide messenger RNA. RefSeq names its product glutathione synthetase ATP-binding domain-like protein. The record is from RefSeq and is a predicted model, not a curated record. The coding region runs from base 1 to 1170 and encodes 389 amino acids. Gene Ontology annotation, molecular function: ATP binding; metal ion binding; D-alanine-D-alanine ligase activity. Gene Ontology annotation, biological process: peptidoglycan biosynthetic process. NCBI's taxonomy places the organism in Eukaryota, Fungi, Ascomycota, Eurotiomycetes, Eurotiales, Aspergillaceae. The transcript is spliced from 3 exons.